CGAGGUGCCGGGGGUCCCCGGUGCCCGCCAGGCCGGGGGUGCCACACGGCACUGAGGGUCCGUGUGCUCACAGGGACCUGACUGAGAACCCGCUGGCAGCUCUGCCCAGUGACUCCCUGGUGGGCUUCGUGCAGCUGCAGAGCCUCGCGGUGCCAGCGGCGCUGCAGUGUCCGGGCGGGAGUGACGCCUGGCAGGACGUGGCGGUGGACAGGAGCAGCCGGCUGUGCCAGGGACAGAGGAACCCCUGCAACGGCUCUGUGCCGCUCGCCUGGCCGUGUCCUGAGAAUUCUGUGUGUGCCCCCGACGGCCCCGGCCUCAUCCAGUGCCUCUGUGACAGUCCCUUCCACGGCUACAAGUGCCUGCGUGAGGGCGCGUUCCCCGUGCUUCUCUUCGGAGGAAUCCUGGGCACUGCCACCGUGUCCCUGUCCCUGCUGCUGUGGGGCACCCAGCGGAGGAAGGCCAAGGCGCCCUGAGCAGGGCAGGGGCCGUGCCUGGGCUGGAGGAUCUGUGGCCAGCGAGGCUCUGGGCAUCAAUAAAGCUGCCGGUCCUC
Molecule: messenger RNA, 550 nt
Organism: Onychostruthus taczanowskii (white-rumped snowfinch)
Lineage: Eukaryota; Metazoa; Chordata; Aves; Passeriformes; Passeridae
Product: all-trans retinoic acid-induced differentiation factor-like
Exons: 4
Biological process (GO): positive regulation of osteoblast differentiation
Cellular component (GO): intracellular membrane-bounded organelle
Source: RefSeq, a predicted model, not a curated record